AUGGGUGACAUGAACCAAGAACCAGACUUUGAAGUUCCAAACCAAGAAGAAGAUGAUCUUCAACUCCAAGAAUCCAUCAACCUCUCCGGCCUCCACCUUGACAGCUUCAAGAACAACCACCAAAACCACCAUCCAUGCAUAAUCUGUGCCUGCAAUGUCACCGCUUCCAACCCAAUGAAACGUCCUUCUCCUGAACCAGUCUCAGAACCCAAGUCCAAAAAACCUUUGCUUGACAGUCACCAGUACUCCCUCGCUGGCUUCUCCAAGAUCCCCCUUCCACAGCUUCACCGCUCCGCUUCUGACCCUUACACCCCUCCAAAAACUAACCUUUCAGAGAAUGCAAAGGCCUUGGAUGAUACCCCAUUGUCAAAAGGAAGUGCUUCUUGUUCAGCAUUGCCUCCAAGGGCCCCUGCUUUAAGCAGGUCAAUAUCUGAUCCCAUUUUAUCUCCUGGUAAGUCCUUCUCAAGGUCUUCAUGCUUCAACGAGAUGGGGAUAGAACUGAUCAAGGAAGAGAGUCCCAGUGUCAAGAGAUUGAGGAGAAUGAAGGAGCGGAUGAAAGAGAUGAGACAAUGGUGGGAUGAGGCCAUGCGAGAAGUUGAAGAUGUGUGGAACACUGAGGCAAUAAAGGGUGAUGGUGAGGUGGAUUGUGAAGAGGCUGUGAGAGUGGAGAAAAUUGGGGAAUGCUUGGACCUUGAUUUCAAGUGCCCUUGCGGCAAAGGCUAUAAAAUUCUUCUGUCUGGAAAGAACUGCUAUUACAAGCUCAUCUAG
Molecule: messenger RNA, 768 nt
Organism: Durio zibethinus
Lineage: Eukaryota; Viridiplantae; Streptophyta; Magnoliopsida; Malvales; Malvaceae
Source: RefSeq, a predicted model, not a curated record